GUUUAUGCGUCAAUAAUAGAGGUGGAGUGGGCUGUAACUUUGCGUUGUGACAGCCUGAUCAUGGGUGGUGUUUAUUGAAAUUUCUUGUGUAAUUAGAAGACACAAGGAUAAACCUUAGAACAAUGGCGUCAGCCUCCAGUUUAGCUUCAAAGCUGAAGAAGAAGGCUGUGAGGGUGAAACAUCAAAAAGUGAAGCUGUUCAGGGCGAACGAACCCUUCCUCUCCGUGUUCAUGUGGGGGGUAAACCACACGAGCAGUGAGCUGAGUCACAUUAAUGUACCAGUAAUGUUGAUGCCUGAUGACUUUAAGGCUCAUUCUAAGGUCCGUGUGGACAACCACCUCUUUAACAAAGAGAAUCUUCCGUCACACUUCAAAGUCAAAGAAUACUGUCCCAUCGUCUUCAGAAAUUUAAGAGAGAGAUUUGGCAUCGAUGACGUAGAUUUUCGAGAAUCAUUGACAAGGUCACAACCUGUGGCAAUAGACUCCCCGGGUAGAAGUGGUGCACGUUUCUACAAUUCCUACGACAAGAUGUACAUUGUGAAGACUCUAAUCAGUGAUGAGGUUGAACAAAUGCACGCCCUGCUCAAAGAAUACCAUCCGUAUGUUGUGAAUCGACAUGGCAAGACAUUGUUACCACAGUAUCUGGCCAUGUAUCGCCUCACCGUAGACAGCAUAGAGACUUACUGUGUUGUCAUGAGAAAUGUCUUUUCCACGUUCCUUCAUAUACACAAGAAAUAUGAUCUUAAAGGUUCAACAGUUGACCGGGAAGCAUCAGUCAAAGAGCUGGAGAAGGACCUCCCAACUCUAAAGGAUAAUGACUUCAUGAAGGACGGUACAAAAAUAUACAUUGGUGAGGAAGCAAAACAACAGCUCAUGGAGACUCUUACAGCUGAUGUGGAGUUCCUGAUGAGGCUUCACUUGAUGGACUACUCACUUCUUUUGGGAAUCCAUGACAUAGCUCGGGCAGAGAUGGAUGGAGUUACACAGAAUGAGUCUGAAGAAGAUGCAGUAGAGGAGGAAGAAGAUGAUGAGUGUAGUGGUGUACCAACUCCACCUGACUCACCAAACACAGCUGCUCGAGAGCGAGCAACCAGUAAUGGUGCCAUUGAUCCUGAUGUUGAAAUUUAUGCCAUUGAGAGUAACGAAAGUGCACCUCAACGAGAAAUAUACUUUAUGGCUCUUAUUGAUGUACUAACUCAUUAUGGUGUCAAAAAACAGGCAGCUAAGGCUGCAAAGACUGUCAAGUAUGGAUCAAAUGCUGAUGGCAUAUCCACAGUGGAACCUGAUCAGUAUGGACGUCGGUUUUUGGACUUCAUGAACCAGGCCAUUGUGUAGGUGUAAACAAGUGUAAAGUUAUGGGUGUCAACACCUUUAUCCUCAAAUGUGUAGAUUUUCUUUGCUGAAACUUGUAGUGUAUGCUCCAGAUUUGAACCCCUCAAAUACAGAUAGUACUGGAUUUAUAUUUUGUGUGAUUUUUUUCAUGUACGAUUAUUAUUUAUUUAUUAUUUUUUUCUUGGUAGUUUAUACAGUAUUUUAUUAUCGUAUACAAGAUAGGUUAACUCUGGAUGCAUAUGCGUAGAUCAUCGUUCCUUUUCUCAUACAAGAUUAACUUAAUAAAAUUUAUGUUGUACAGAAUUGUCUUAGUACGUAUAGUUGAAAUGCCAAUUGAAAGAGGAUAAGAACAAAUAGAAGUUUCAUUAUUAGAAGAUCCAACAUGUGAGAGCAACAGUACAUGUAAUUAAUGAAUGUUGCCUAUGUUGUGCAAAAUUUUCCUCUUUCAUAAUAGCUGUAUUAAAACAAAGCUAUUAAUUAUUGCAUAAGUCAUCAAGUCCAAGCACUUACUGAAUUGUGCUAGGCCAGUUAUAUCAACCUUAUAAAUAGAUUCCACCAGUCAUACUUCUGAGAUUUUUGGCCAAUCAUAUCAAGCUCAGAGUAUGUUUGGCUAGUCAUAUCACUCUUUGAGGAUGCUUCAACAGUCAUGGUUACCUAUUUAAAACUGCUUGAUCAGUCUUAUCAAAGUAAAUGAUGUCCGUGCUACCAGUAUUUGAGUGCUUACAUUUAAUAUGUCUUUACUCUGUUUUGAUUCAUUUUUUUCCCGAGUAGGAGGGAGUGUACUGAUUUACAAAAGGACUGACUUUUAGUGAUUUUAAAGAAUACUCACAUUAGGUUUUCUCUUAUUUUCUUGUUAAAUGGUAAGGAAAUAAUUGCAGUUUUGUAUCCUUAAGACAUGUAACUAUAGAUACAAUUGCCAUUGCUUUUUUUUCACAUUGAUUGUGCCUAUCUGCUCAGUUUUGCCCAUUUUAUGGCCAAAAUCUCUCAUUUGAUGGGAUUUGUUGAUCAUAAAAGGGAUAUAUAAACUUUACACUUGAACCAGCCUUGAGAGCUCAAAGGAUAAAUGUCUUAGAGGAGUAAAGUGAGGAAGUGUAUCUGAAAAUGUAGUCUUAGAAAUUUGUAUAUGUUAUUUUUAGAUAUAAAAGUGCUAUCUAUCUGUCAGACAUAGGUAGAUAAUAAAAAGGCUUGCCAAUACAGUCCGUGGAAUUGUCAUACUAGUCCAUACAACAAUAUUGUAGUGAUGCAUUGCCCUGUGAGGAGCUUUAACAAAUUGUAGACAUGUCAGUUUGAUGUCUCUGCCCUCCUUAAAAUGAAAACUGUCUUUCUCUAUAAAUUUUCAAUCACAGGCAAGUAAACUCUAUGUAACCAAUAAGCUUGGUAUGAUUGUAAGCAUGCAUGAACUUUGCGGAACACCAGAUUUUUUUUUAAAUAUAUCAAGCUGCCUUGUCAUGGGCUGUAUAAGGCUAGAAGUUGGGCAUAGCUUCAGAAAGAAAGAACCUCUUUGUAGUGGUCAUUGUUGAGACUGUUUUGGCUGGACUCAGAAAAGUCUGUCGGAAUUCAUUUGAAGUCACAGUGUUGAUUACUGAAUGUUGUUGAGUAAUGUUUAUAUGUAUGUGAUUAGUAGAUAAUGAAGUAUUUGCUUGUAUUAAUAUAAAUUAGAGGAAUGAAUGGAGUCAAACGUGAGGUAUCAUGCAUUGAGUGAAUAGUGUUAUCAACAGAAUCAGUGAAGUGAGAAAGCUCUUGAAUUGAGGAAAUUGAUAGUAUCCAGAGGAUGUACUGAUACCAGUCCAUAGGGAGAAUAUUCUACACAGCCACCCAGAGGUAGACAAUAGCCUUAAGGAAUAUAAGAAUAUUCUAGAGGCUUGUAGUUAUUAUGUAAAGAUAUAUAUAUAAAUAAAUUUGUAUCAUGUUCUUAGGAAAACAAGGAUUUUUUUCUUUCAACAUAGUGGAUAAAACAAGGAUUUUGUAUUGGUGUUUAGAGCUGCCUUUUUCCUUGAGUGUGUUUACUGUCUGUAGAAUAUCUUAGCAAGGUUUUUAAUUUAAAUUUAUUAUAUUAAGGCGAUUUAGCUUUCAGUCUUGCUUCUAUUUAUUACAACAAAUUUAUCAUACAAAUUGUAGGAUGUUUGCAGCAACUAAUUUUUUUCUUCUGCUGUAUGCAUAUGGAGAAGUAGCUUUACCUUAAUGCACAUUUUGUUUGAUUAGAAGGGGUAGUUGGCCAUCAUUACCUAAGAAAAAGGAUCAGUUAGUUCUGUAUUAUGAUUGGCUGUUGAGUAUAUACUUAGUCUCUCAGCUUUUCAGGAGUUAGUGAUAGGUUUAGGCAGUUCAUUUUGUUUCUAAACAAACCAAAUUUAUUUCAUAAGCCAAAUAGUACACCAGCUUUACUAUAAAAAAAAUUCUUUAAUUCAUUUGAAUAUAAGGUUGACUCCUUUACCCCAAGUUUGUUGUGUAAUUCAUGACAAAAUAUCUUUGUUGAGGACACAACCAAACUGCCCCUGUAGUUUGUAACUCAGCUGUAGACUGAUAUAGCAUAGUUGAAGCUAAUCAAGUGUACUUAAGGAGUAACUGCAAAUUUUAUUGAAUAUUUCUUGCAUUUUAAGGAUAAGAUGUCUCAAAGCAGUGUGGUCAUAUGUGGCUGGUUUCUGUGAUGAAUAUGCACUGUCAGGUUGUCUGGAUUUGAAUCUCACUGGUAUGAGUAACUUGGUGGUAAAGACUUGAGAAGAGAAGGGGGGCGGACUGUGACUCAUGAAGAGCCAAUUACGAGACCAAUUUUAGUUAAUUCAUGGCUUGGUCUCCUUGCAACUGUGUUGAAUUUGAUUGAAUUAGGUGGUGUGUGUGAAGCUGUCAGUUAUCACCUCCAUAAAUAACUGUAUAUAGGGCACUCAACAUUUUUUAUCAUACUUUAGGACUCAAUGUUGUUUAUUAAUGCAUUAAGACAGUAUGUUAUUUAAUUAUUGUGCAAUAGAGGAGUACAUAGUUUACUCAUUUUGUAAUAGAUAAUAGGUGUAUAAAUUGAAUAGUGUUGAUUUAGGUCAUGGUUGAAGUUAUUCAGUAAGAACCUGUCAAAAACUUUUGACAUUUUCCCUCAGAAUGUUAAAAAGUGUGUAAGAAGUGUGUGGACAAUUAUUUCUCUUCUUAAAUAUGUAUUAUUAGCCACCAUGCACAAGGUGUGGAGACAGAGAGAUGCAGGUAAUAUCUCUUUAGCAAGUACUAAAAAUUAUAAGGUAUGUGGAGAUGUGAAGAAGAAUGUGAUAUUGGGGAUUAAGGUUUUGUAAGUGAUAAACCAAGACUCGUAUCAAAAUCUUUAAAAACAUGAUUUUGAAGCGAUUUAUUAAUUUACAGUUUUGUUACUGAAGUAUUGUACAUCGCAGAAAUGUAUAUUAUUGAGAUAAAGUUUAUACUUCAUUCAGAAUAUAAAAAAAAUGGAUCUUUAUUUUGAAAAUAGUGAAAACUUUCUCUUGGGUUGAAUUGGCCUAUAUUGUUUAAUCAUAAGAAUUAAAUUAUUAUUUUUUUAUUAUUAUUAUUGAGUUUUUUCAGGUACAAGUAAGUUAUCUAUACAGUAUAUGAUAGACUUCUCUGGGUUGUACUUUCUAUGGUAUUGAGUUAAAAUAUUAGGGUGAGGGAAGAUGUGGAUGAGAAAGGAUAUAGAGAACUGUGCAGUAUUAUGGCAGAAUAGGAAUGCCUGGAGUAGGUUCUGAUCUAUCAACUCUGCUGGAGACUGUGUAAUGAAUAGUUUUUAUAGUCUAGGGUCAUGUUUAAUCAACCAAAUGAGCAUAUAUGUGCACCACUGAAGAGAACCUCAAGAAAGAAUAGGGUUCUUGUGAAUUGAAAAAUUACUUAAAAUGAAUCCAGAACUGAUCUCAUCAUAGGUGACGUUCAUAACUUGUGUGGGUUGCAGAUACCUCUAUCACUUACUAUGUUAUAUUUCUCCAAAAGAAUAUAUUUUAAGAGGGCUAAGCUGUAAACCUUGUGAAUUAUAUCAUUAGUAUUGAGAGGAAGUUCAGAUAGCUUUAAUAGUGUUACCAUCAAAUGUUUGUUUCAGCCUCAAUCUAAUCGUCAUUAAAGAAUUGGUCUGAAAAGAGUAAUAUCGAUGUCUUAUAGUGGCUAUAAGUCUUAUAAGGCUUUCAUAUGCUGUAUUAUAAAUAAAGGUGCAGGAAAAAAAUGCUCACCCUUCAUAACUUUAUAAGGACAGAGAAAAGAACAUACUGGAAGACCUUUUUCAGAAUUUUUUCAUGUGGCACCAUCAUUCUUGUACCUACUUAAUUACACACAUAUACUAUAUGUAUAUCUGAUGCCUUGUUCCUCUGGGAACUACAAUAUCUCAUAAGUUGAGUGUCCACAGCAAAAAACCUCCAGCCUGGUCCAUUCCUUCUUGCUCUCAAGCACCUAUUUUUGUUUCUUAUGUACAGUAUGUGUGAAUGAAGGAAUUAGUGUUGAACUAGUUUUCUGCAGCACAUCAAGAUUUUAACUGGAUCUAAUGAAUGCAAAAAUUAGUGUGCUAGGAUGAUGAUACUGUACUGUACUUUUAUAAGAUUUACAUUGUGGUCUUAAGUACAGUUAUAUUCCACCUGCUUUUUGGAUCUUGCUAUAACAACAGUACCUCUGCUACAAUAUUUGUUUUCAUAUUUUCGGUUUGAAAAUUUGAGUUCAUCGUCAUUAUAGAUACUGUAUUUAAAUGUUCCUUGAUGUCUUGAUGUAGAAGAUAACAUUUAUUGGUGUUACUGUACCCUGUUUAUUAGGGUCUUUUGGGACAUAUGAGAUAAAGAUUUUCAACUAAAGUUAUCAGUUAAAUUUGUAUUGAAUUCACAAAUCAUGGGACAUUUUUUUUCUGUGAGUUUAAACUUGUAUUAUGUGCAUUCAAGGUAGAAAAUCUGCCUUAUAAUAACAAGUGAUUGUUAGUAAAGCUAAAAUCAGCACAUGGGAGAGAGAAAGGCUUGGAUGCAGGGUUUGCUUUAUGUGUUUACAGUUAAACCCAGUACAGUAUACCAUAGAUGCAAUGCAAUAUUAGCAACAUUAUAUGCUCUACGGGAUGCCCAGGGAGAAUACUACUCCAUAAAGGGAUUCAAUAUAUAACCCCGUACAUAUGUUAACUAUAGAUGCAGAAAUAUUAUACACCUGUACACACCUUUGCAUUUCAAACUAUUGUUAACCAAAAGCUGUGUUGUUCAGGAUUAUCUGGGACAUAAAAUGAGAAUACUAUUACUGAAAUUUCAGUACAUUUUGUAGUAUUUACAAGCACUUAUGGAUACACAGUGUGAAUAAAUAAUGUUAAUGAAUCACCUCUACAAAAACUGUUGUCCUGGAUAAUGUAGAAGCUGUUUGGGAGAUAUUUUAUGAAAAAUACAGUACAGUACUUUAAUAUACUGCAAUUAGAGAUCACUUGCAUAUGAUAGCUGCAGUAUAUCAGCUGAUACCUUAGAAAGAAAGAUGGAGAAAUAGAAAAAUAAUAUUCACUAAUCCAUUUUUUCUUAAUUGCAAAUUAGAUGGCAAGUUCACAAUGAAAGCUCUUGGCUAGCUCUUACAGGCUUAAAGAAUCAGUAUAGUUAUAUUUAGUGUUGAUGUCCAGGAUGAUAGUGUUCUUGAUAUAAUUUUAGUACCUUGUUUGAACUGUACAUUACUGCACAUUCUCACCUCUUCUGAGAAGCUAACAUGUCUCUGGCACAUUUAAUAGUCCAGGUAUUUUAUCAGUGCCUCACAUUAUAUACUAUAUACUGUAUAGAGGUGUAGGAUAAUAAGGUUGUACUUUAUUUGAUGGUAACUUAACAUCUUUGGUCCAACCUGUGUAUUUUUUUAAGUUUAUAUGUCAAGAUAAUUUUUUGUCGUAGGUGCGUCAACUGCCGGGUUUAUUUUUAACAGUCAAUCCUUUUUCUUAUGAGAUAUUGUGAAGCACAGAAUGAACAUUCAUGUAUGGCCCUCAGACAGUAAGAGGAGGCCUUAAUGAACAUUCUUCUUUAGUUUAGAACUUAUAGAUGACUUAAGUGCAACUUCAUGUAACUUCACUCGUUUUACAGUAUUUGAUACUGUAUCCAUAACAAAUGAAUAAAGAAACGAAUCUUAAAUAUGAUUUGAUAAGUGUAUCACUCCAUUGAUUAUACAUUUUAUCAAUAAAGUCAGGGGAGAUGUGCAAACCAGAAUUUUUAUUAUUAUUAUUAUUAUUAUUAUUAUUAUUAUUAUUAUUAUUAUUAUUAUUAUGCAAUUAAUAGUAUGAUGCAGUUAACAACAAGAAGAAAAUCAUAAUAAACUGAACUUAGUUGUCAAGUUUCUCUGAAGUUAAAAAACUUAGUAAAAGUCAUAAACGAUAAAAACUAAUAAGUACAUGCCUUGAGAUUUGAUAACAAUUAAAUCUAUUUGUGCUAGGUACAUUAUUUUUUAAUUUGAUCUAAUCAUUAUCUGUAUUAUUAUUAUUACUGUACUAUUGAAACUGUAGUUUAUAGGGUUUGUAGUAUAAUAUGCUGCAAACACAUAUACUUAGGUGUGAGGCUGCCUUGCUGGUUGAUUAUGUUUAAAAGUAGGGAGAGUAGACUGGAACUUUGUGUCACAGCAAGCAGUGAGUUGGCUUAACACUACAUGAUAUAGGCUAUGUAGUUUUUUACACCCUUGAGUUAAUAUAAUCCAUCUCAUUUCACAGUGUCCAUGUAUAUUUUGCAUCUGGUAUAGAUAAAAGAUCAUUAAAAAUACCAAGAGAAAAUAUAAAAGACAUGAUUGUCAUACAGAUGCAUUUUUAUGGUUUAAAUGGGACUUCAGAUAUGGAUGAUCAGAGGUAAAACAUUUUUGUGGUUUAUAUUCUCCAUGUUGAGCUUCUACUUGUGUUCCAGCACUUACUUACUGUCUUGCUCAAGUGAGGGAAAAUGUGUAGGUGUUAUUUUUUUUUCAUCCAUGAACAAAUUUUUUGUGUGCACACAUUAAGUAUGGGAAACUUUUAACAAAACUUGUGGCAAUGCAUGGCUUCUAGCAUCAUUAUGCAUGCAUUGCUAAUUGACUUCCAUGUUGAUGAUAUGCAUAUGCUCUUUAAAGUUGAAAUAUAGGUAAGAGGUUCACAAGUAUUUGAAUACAUAUUGUAAAAUUUGAAGUUGUUCAGAUUUUUAAUGACAAAUUACAUGAUAUGUGAUACAGCAUUUCAUACUUGUGUUAUGGCACGUAAGAUCCGGUUUAAGCAUUUACCGUUGGCCUGCCACCAGCAUAUGCCUAUUAGCCCAGUCAGAUGUACAUUAGGUUGCCUCCUCAAGCAUCCUGAUUCCAUGAUCCUACUGUCCCUAGUUACCUGCCUCUCUUACGACCUCUUUGUAGCAGUAUGCUCACCACUGUCCACCUCCCAUUUUGUAAUUUUAUAUUCUUAUCUUGAUGACAAUGGCAACUGCAUCUGACUGGUUUCUCCGUUAGUCAUAUACAGUCUAUACAUUUGCCUCCAUCCUCACUGUUUUAAGUGUAAAUCUGUGGAUUAUGGAUAAGUAGCUGUUUAGGCAAUUCACAUGUCUCUUACUGAUGGUCGUGUGUGUAUAUUCAGUUACCACUUCGUGUACAGUAUGUAGUGAUGCCAGCUUGUGUUAAUUUUUUUGUAUUUAUGUUGUGGCUUGUCAUAUAAAUACAUUACUGCUACUUUUUCUUCACAUGGCUCUUCUAGAUGAUGACAAGAGUAGCAGGAACAGGAAGGAGGCCAUUGUUGUCAGACUUCAUACAAAAGAUCAAAGCUCAAGACUUUUGUCAGUUUUUUAGCUCAUUAAUUAUAAGAACUGUAAUUUUUUUUGUGUUUUGAUACUUAAUUUGUUUUUUGUUUUGUUUUUUCCUGUAAACCUUGUUAUGAAAGAUCACUUCUAAUGUAUUUUUUUCCUGUUAAAGUAUAGUAUUACAUAAAAACCAGCGUCAGUGCUAGUUUCAAACCACAAUUCUUGCCGAAAGUCCAAAUAACUUAUUUAACUAUAUUAUUAAUUUUGCAUUAGUUUACUGAAUGUAGUCUUAAUAACUCUUGGCAAAUGGAGAAUGUUAUUGAGAAUUAUUCCAUGAUGAGUUGGAAAUUAUUUCAUCAGGGGCAACCUAUUUAAACAUCGUCAAAAAUCAUAUAUGGACAGUUGGAUGUGAAUCUCAAGCAUGGUUCCAUUUCAGCUAUCAAAUAUAUUUUAACCUACAGUAUCUUAAGUCAUAUUUAGAUAAAAAUUGUCCAUGAACAGUAGUAGAAGCACUGUUUGCUUUAGCAGCAACAGGACUGAGAUGAAAAGAUCAAUAAUUACAGCAGUCACUAUUUCAGGAUGUGAGGGUGUGCUGUUAUUAAACUUUCAGUAUUUUCAGUUGUGUGUGUCUGGUUCAUAUAAAUAUUUAUUCACAAGCAUUAAAUUUUCUUGUGUGUGUUAAUAACAGUAAACAUUAAUUCAGCCUGAAUAAUGUUAAUCAUAUUUUCACAAUUUUGAAAAUUUGGCUAAUCUGGGAGCAGGUCUGAUGAAGCUUUGGUGCCAUGUCAGGCCCAGGAAUAUCAAGCCAGGUGAGGACUGUGACUUUCUUGUUAUCAUAACAUUACAGUGACUGAAGGAGCCAGGUCCAUAGCAUCAUAAGUUUGUUCAAUGCUUAAUUUCUAAGUUUCUAUAAGAACUUUGUGUCUAAGGUAUACUCUGUAGCCCGGCAGGUAACGUCAAAGCUUUUGGGUAUGGAGACUGUAGUUCAGGCUAUACUGAGUUGAAGCAGUAUCUAGUUUUUCAGUUUUCUAGAGACAAGAUACCUAAUUAUUCAGUACUGUAUAUCCGAAUGCAUUACUUAUUCAUGAUUAUUAGUUACAGUACUUUAUAAUGUUACGAUGAAAUUAUUAUUGGAUUCACAUACAGUAUUUGAUAAUCCCAGAUGUUAAAUAAAUAAUGUUUAGGCAGUGGGGUUACAGUCUUCCCACUACAAAGGUCUUGAGAUCUCUCUUCCCUUCCCCGUCCAAAGUUUGACCAGUUUACCCCACUCGCAAGUUGCCUUAGGAAACAUGUCAGGUGUGUGACUGCUGUACAUGCAAUAGGUUUCCCUGUCUUUUACUUAAAUCACUCUUGUCAUGGAGAAUUACAGGAUAGUUUUAUCUUAUGCAAAAGUAUUGCUUCUCUGUAUAUGAGAAAAAAAGAAAAUGCACUUCAGGACAUUUUCAUUAGUGUUGUUGCUUGGUUUUAUAUUUUUCAAUCAUUAAUAGUAGAAACAUUAGGAGCAUGCUAGACAACUUAUUCUUUCAAUUAUUUGAUUUUGCAGUAGCUGGGUCUUGUUUCAAACAAUCUUUUGACAAACUGUGUUUACUUUGAAAUUAAACAAACUACCAAAGGAAUUAAACGAAAAUAAAAUAAAAUUUGUGUACUAGUAUUUUACGAAGAGAUGGAUAAAAUAUUGUCCAUUAUCGUUUAUUUUGAGAGCAACGUUCAGAAGAUAGCAUUUCAUUAAGCAAUACCAUGAUGCUUUACUAUCAACUGUUGCAGAUAAAACAUUCUAAAUCUCUGCUUUGUUAACAAAAAGGUGCAUGCAUGCUGUAGUAGGUGCAUGAAUACAUACUAAUGGAGAAAAUAAUCAAGCUUUUGCAUCAGCCCCCUGCUUUAUGUAGGACAUAAAAGAUAGCUUACCGGUAUGCAUUCUAUAAUUGUGAACUUUCUCCAACACUUUGGGAAGCAGUGUAAGGCAAUGUUCUAUGUGGAUCAGUUGUUGAUAUUGAAUUAGGUUAUUUGCUUGACCAAUAUUUUUACUUUGACAAAUUGUAAGAUGACUAAAUAACAACUCACGGUAUCCUUAAUUGGAGGUUCUGUACCAUUACACCUAUGUAUUAACUCCCCCUUUUGUGCUUGAUUUAUCCUUAGUCCAGUAAUUUAUAUAUUUUUUAUGGAUGUUACUUGUUCACAUACAGUACUUUGUUCAGGGUUUAUGCAUGUACGAUAGAAAUAAUGAAGUAAUUAGCUGGAUAAAAAAAAGAAGUCUACAGGAUUUUGUAACAAAUUUCACCAUUGGAUUUACUCCUGUAGGAGUUUCAGAGUAAAUACAAGAUUGAUAUGAAUACCUCCAAUGAAGUGCAGUAAGGGUAGACCUUGGGAGUAAAGCACAUGACAGAAACAAGUGGUGAGAGGAAAAUUUAUUUAGAGAUUCUCUGUGCAUGGCACUUAAUGCCUUCGCAGAAUGUGUUUAAAGUAAAAACUGAACUUUUAUUAGCUACUGCAUUUAGAUUUACACAAAGAAAUUACUAUUUAUUUUUGUUCUACUAAUAGUUCUCAUGACCUUUUUCUAUUAUAUAUGAAAGAAACAAAUGAAUUUCUGUAAAGCCAGCAGUUUGUGGUGUCUUUCAGUUUGAUAAAUUCCACUGAGGUUAAUAUGGGCCUCAUAGAUUUACUCCCGAGGUGCUCACAGGAAGGCAAGAAGUACAACUGUCAGUAUGACCUGGUUAGCAGUUAUGAGGUAUAGUAAUAGAUUUGUAUAUAACUCUUUGCUGUUUAGAAUGGAGUAAUCUAAAAUGUGACUACAGUACAUACUGCAUCAUGAUUUCAAGAGACCUGUUUCAUUUGAUAAGACAUUAUUAUUGUACUCGGCUUAUUGAAUGUACUUGCAAGCUUCACAUGUACCCAUUUGGUUCUGUCUCUUUUAUCAUGAUAUUUCUUCUGACAUUCUUCUGUUUACUUUACAAAGAGCUGUGAUGAUGUAUAUGUUUAUUUUUUGUACAUACUCUCUUUUUUUUUUUCAAGUUCCAUCAGUGGCGCUUAAGUACAGGAUUGAAGGCUGCAUGUUA
Molecule: messenger RNA, 12045 nt
Organism: Homarus americanus (American lobster)
Lineage: Eukaryota; Metazoa; Arthropoda; Malacostraca; Decapoda; Nephropidae
Gene: PIP4K
Product: phosphatidylinositol 5-phosphate 4-kinase type-2 alpha-like
Exons: 9
Coding region: 123-1334 (403 amino acids)
Biological process (GO): phosphatidylinositol metabolic process
Molecular function (GO): phosphatidylinositol kinase activity
Source: RefSeq, a predicted model, not a curated record